This is a messenger RNA of Suillus paluster, 3009 nucleotides long. RefSeq names its product WD40-repeat-containing domain protein. The coding region runs from base 1 to 3009 and encodes 1002 amino acids. Gene Ontology annotation, cellular component: nucleolus. The transcript is spliced from 7 exons. Gene Ontology annotation, biological process: positive regulation of transcription by RNA polymerase I; positive regulation of rRNA processing. Lineage: Eukaryota; Fungi; Basidiomycota; Agaricomycetes; Boletales; Suillaceae. The record is from RefSeq and is a predicted model, not a curated record. Gene Ontology annotation, molecular function: RNA binding; protein binding.
AUGGCCGCGGUCAAGGUCAUAAAUCACACUCCUUUCGUUCCCCGUCUACCAAAGGAUGUCCCCCUCCCACCAAGCCCCGCAGAAUCGACCAGUCCGCCACCACCAAUGAAGAAAAAAACGAGAAAGAGCAAGACGAAAGAGAAGGAGAAGGAAAAGGAGAAAGUAAAGGAAGGCAUGCAGCAGACGAAGAGGCAUGGGGAGCAAAAGAGGGAGAACGAGAAUGAACAACACCAAAGCGUGGUACCACAGCCAGAGCCACUGAAACCUCUGACAUGGACAUCCCUGACUGAUUCGAACUCCAAUUCACAUCCACCAAUAUUCACGAAAGACGGGAGUCACUUCUUUUCCAUCGUCGGGGAGAGAAUCAAGAUACAUUCUACAUCAUCUGGCAAGGUCGUUUCUACAUUACCGGGACCACAGGAUGAUGGUCACCAGGAUAUCAUCACAUCUGCUAUCCUCAAUGCACACAAUGCAUUUCAGCUUAUCACCGCAUCUCUGGACGGCACUCUCAAAGUCUGGGAUUUUCUCGAGGGGAUAUUGUUGCUCACGAUCAAUCUCGACCAGCCUAUCCAUCACGUGUGCGCUCAUGAAAAAAUAAAAGAUUACGUUUUUGUUGCCACUGCAAAAGCAAAGAAGGGCAGCGGUGAUGCUGAUGAGCAGCCAAAACCAACCCGGUCUGCAAAAGCUCCUGCAGAAGAGAGCUGCAUUAUUUUACGUGUCUCUCUCAAGCCUCAAAAUCCCGCUUCAGGCGCGAAAUGGCACAAGUCAUCUCAGGUGACGCCAGUUGGCAAGACCAGGUAUACAGCGGGGCUUGCAGUGUCUGCAAGUGGUGAAUGGCUGAUUGCGGUCGCUGGUCACAAGGCCUACGUCGCGCAAGUGUCUGCAUUGAAGUCUGGAUUUACAAAAUAUGUUUCACCCGAUACAUUGACGUGUUUGGCGGUCCAUCCGUUAGAGGAUUACUUCGCAACGGGCGACGCAAAGGGUGUCGUGCGCCUGUGGUACUGCCUGAACCAGGGCAAGCCAGCAGUUGCUAAUGUAGAAAAGCGAUCGCAAACGUCUGAGCUUCAUUGGCAUGCCCACGCGGUUUCAUCUGUUGCGUUCACCACGAACGGGGCAUAUUUACUAUCCGGUGGUGAAGAAGCUGUUCUUGUCAUUUGGCAGCUGCACUCCGGAAAGAAGGAGUUCGUGCCCCGAGUUGGCUCACCCAUCAAAAGUGUUGUGGUCUCGCGCGGUUCUACUGCUGAGGAAGAGUACCUUCUCGGGCUGGCGGAUGCAAGUUUUGCGUUUAUCAGUUCUGCCACGCUCAAGUUAUCGCGAGUUUUCUCUCGCAUAAAAUUAGACUCUGUCACCUCAAGUGCCUGGGCAUCCUCAUCCUCCAUGACACCACUUGCAGUUCACUCGUUGUCAUCGACACUCGUUCUCCCUUCUUCCCAUCCUUCUUCGCUACAGACCUACUCUCCUUCGUCAUCCAUGCUCAUUGCAGAAUUAGAGGUGUCGCCUUCGAAUCGAGUGUCAAGACAGGAAGAAAAGAUGCUAGAACCCUCGCGAGUAGAGCGCGUGGUAAUCUCGUCGUGUGGAGAGUGGAUGGCAACUAUCGACCGGCGAGAAGGAGACGAGUCAUUCCGUGGCGAGAUAUAUCUCAAGAUAUGGUGGUGGGACAAGAAGACUGCUUUUUGGAUAUUGAAUACCAGAGUAGACCGGCCGCAUGGCCUGAACAAGGUCACAUCUAUGUCUUUCAAUCCUUCAGAUGACAUCCAGCUGGUGACUACUGGUGAAGAUAGAAACAUCAAAACUUGGAGAAUACGGAGCACAAAGGAUAAGAAGGGCAACGUAGAAGUUUCCUGGACGUCAAGAUCGUCUUUUGGUUUCCGGUCUGAAAUCCCCAGAGACUCGGCUUGGUCACCAGAUGGUUCUCUUCUGGCUGUUGCGCUUGACUCAUCUGUGGCGUUGUACGAUUCAAUAUCAAACACAUUGCACUUCACCAUAAUGUGUUCAGAAUGCCCAAAAAUAUCGUCCAUACACUUCAUUGGGCAUCAUGGCCAGUAUAUCGCUGUUCUCAGCGGCGCCAACCUUAUUGUCUGCGAUAUUAUUAAGCGUUCUGUACGUUGGCAUCGUCGGCAUUACCACCCAUAUGUCACUCUUGUACCCCAUCCUUAUCAAGAUACCUUCGCAACGAUUCAUCAUUCACCAUCAGAUACAAAUCAUGGGCUCAUGGUCUACUCCGUCUCGUCGUCGACUCCCCUGCUUUCACAAACGUUACCGUUUGGGAUACGGAAUUUAGUUUGGUAUCCCACUUCAAGCCGUUCGCCUCGCAGUCGGACGUUCUCCUUAGUAGGAAUUACACAUGCUUUUGGCGUCGUGCUUCUAGGGCACGACAUCAGCAUAGGCGAUGAGGCAAAUUCGUCAACUAAGGCCCUCCAGAAAGGGCCGGCGGUGCCCAAGCGAUCUCUUUUCGAGGAGAUGUUUGGUGUACCGGCUCUUACCGACGUCUCUCACAACACUGUCUCGUUGUCAAUCGAUACCUCCCUCCCCUGGAAAAGCAGUGAGACGGGAAGUGUCUUUGAUGCCCCCGCUUACCUCAUGCCGCCGAUGGAGAGUCUGUUCGAGCCGUUGAUUAACGGCUUCCUCAAGUUGCGCAUGAAGGAAGAUGUGGAUGAAGAACAUCAGUGUGGCGGCCAGGACGUUGAUGUUGAAAUGCCCGCUGAACCUGUGGACACCGAAGAGCCCGCUUUUAUAGAGAUGGGGAAAGUUUCGAACGACGAAAUCCUCGACACCUUCAUACCAUUCUUUAAGGAUAUCGCAGGUUUACCUGAUUAUCCGUUCCAUACUGACAACCGCCCGGUCCCAUUGACACUCCCAAAGACUCAACCUUCCCAGCAUGCGAAACCCUCACCCCGAUCAGUUGCCUCCCAAAAGGCGACCCCUAAUGCCUCAUCCAAAAAGCAACCUUCUACGCCGUCCGUGCCCGCCAAAGCUGGCAAAAAAAGAAGUAGACAGUCUCUAGGUUGA